AUGUCUAGUCCACCAUAUAACAGCAGAUCUUCUCGAAACUCGAGAAAGAGACAAAAUGAACAUUUUGAUCAUGAUGACGACCUUGGAGAGGGGGGAUCACAUUUAUAUAACCAUAGGUCUUCACCCGUACAUCAACCUUCGUCACCAUUGGCUUCGUCGCCGCAACAUCAACAGGCGUUACCAUCGUCUCCCGCUAUUCCUUUUGAUGCUGGUUUAGAUGACGAUGGCGAUGAAGAAAUUCAAAACGAUAUUGCUGAUUUGAAUCCAUCGGAUGAAGAAGAUGGUGAUGAUUUAAUGGAUAAUUUAGAAAAUGAUUAUCGUGCUAAUCCUGAACAGGAUCAAUAUGACUUGGGAGAUGGUAAUAUUGACGAUACUCAAGAAUACGAUGAAAUGGAUGCCGCAACAAGAAGGAGAAUUGAUGAACAAUUGAAUAGAAGAGAUGCAAUUUUGAAUAACGCCAACCGUUCAAGAGGUGGCGCCUUUUUAGACGAUGAAGACGAGGAAGAUGAUGAUUUAGAUGGCAUGGAUCAGUAUGGUUUACCCAUUCAAAGAAGAAGAAGAAGACAACAACAUGAUGAGGAUCAGGAUGAUAUGAUGGAUGAUAUUGAGAUUGAUCCAUUUAGUGAAGAAUUGUCUUUGGAGAGCUUAACUGAUGUUAAAGCACCCAGCAUUACUGAAUGGAUAUUGCAACCAGCAGUUAGUAGGUCAAUUGCAAGGGAAUUGAAAUCGUUCUUUUUGGAGUAUACCGAUGCCAAUGGUGAAUCAGUCUAUGGUAAUAAAAUGAGAACGUUGGGUGAGGUCAAUGCUGAGUCUUUGGAAGUGAGUUAUAAAGAUUUAGCUGAUUCUAAAGCUAUAUUGGCUAUUUUCUUGGCUACGAGUCCAGAGGAGAUGUUGAAAAUUUUCGACAUUGUUGCCAUGGAAGCAGUUGAAUUGCAUUACCCAAACUAUUCCCAAAUUCAUCAAGAAGUCCACGUUAGAAUUAUUGAAUAUCCUACCUUGUUGAACUUGCGUGAUUUAAGAGAAAAUAACUUAAAUCAGUUGGUUAAAGUAUCAGGUGUGGUUACCAGAAGAACGGGGGUUUUCCCUCAAUUGAAAUAUGUCAAAUUUGAUUGUCUUAAGUGUGGUGUUGUUUUAGGUCCGUUCAUUCAAGACUCGAAUAGUGAAAUGAAGAUUUCAUUUUGUACCAAUUGUCAAAGUAAAGGUCCAUUCAAGAUGAAUUCCGAAAAGACGUUGUAUAGAAACUACCAAAGGAUCACUUUACAAGAGGCCCCGGGUACUGUCCCAGCAGGUAGAUUACCCAGACACAGAGAAGUGAUUUUGUUAUCCGAUUUAGUCGAUGUUUCCAAACCUGGUGAGGAGAUUGAAGUUACUGGUAUUUAUAAAAACAACUACGAUGGUAACUUGAAUGCCAAGAAUGGAUUCCCGGUGUUUGCCACUAUCAUUGAAGCCAACUCAAUUAGAAGAAAAGAGAGUAGUGCUUUCAUGGGAGGUAACAAUUUGGUUAAUAUAUGGACCGAAGAAGAGGAACGUGAAUUCCGCAAGUUGUCGCGUGAACGUGGGUUGAUUGAUAAAAUUAUAUCAUCAAUGGCGCCUUCAAUUUAUGGCCACAAGGAUAUCAAGACAGCAAUUGCUUGCUCGUUAUUUGGCGGUGUAGCCAAAAAUGUCAAUGGUAAGUUAUCCAUUAGAGGUGAUAUAAAUGUGUUGUUACUAGGUGACCCUGGUACUGCUAAGUCGCAAAUAUUGAAAUAUGUUGAAAAGACUGCAAGCCGUGCUGUCUUUGCUACUGGCCAAGGUGCGUCUGCUGUUGGGUUAACUGCAUCAGUUAGAAAAGACCCCAUUACACGUGAAUGGACAUUGGAAGGUGGUGCAUUGGUGCUCGCCGAUAAAGGUACUUGUAUGAUUGAUGAGUUUGAUAAAAUGAAUGAUCAAGAUCGUACUUCGAUUCAUGAAGCUAUGGAACAACAAAGUAUAUCUGUUUCCAAAGCUGGUAUUGUCACGACUUUACAAGCACGUUGUGCUAUUAUUGCUGCUGCUAACCCUAAUGGUGGUAGAUACAAUUCCACGUUACCAUUAUCGCAGAAUGUCAAUUUAACCGAACCAAUCUUGUCUCGUUUUGAUAUUUUGUGUGUUGUUCGUGACUUGGUCAAUCCUGAAUCUGAUGAACGAUUGGCUAGUUUUGUUAUCGAUUCGCAUAUGAGAUCACAUCCAGCUAAUUCUGAAGGAGUCAUCAAUGAUGACGACGAAGAAGAUAUUGCCGAAUCCAAUGUCUCAGCCAAGACCAAACAUGAGAGAUUAGCUGAAUUGAAACAACAAAAGGAACAAGAAAUAUCCCCCAUCCCACAAGAUUUAUUAAUCAAGUAUAUCCAAUACGCUAGAGUUAAGGUCCAACCGAAAUUACAUCAAAUGGAUAUGGACAAAGUUGCUAAAGUAUAUGCUGAUCUAAGAAAAGAAAGUAUUUCGACCGGUUCAUUCCCCAUCACUGUACGUCAUUUGGAAAGUAUUUUGAGAAUUGCUGAAUCGUUUGCCAAGAUGAGAUUGAGUGAUUUCGUUAGUCAAAAUGAUUUGAAUAGGGCUAUUAAAGUGAGUAUUGAUAGUUUUGUUGGUGCUCAAAAAGUCACUGUUAAGAAACAAUUACAAGCUAAGUUUCAAAAGUAUACUUUACCUACUAGAACUAGGUAA
This is a messenger RNA of Lodderomyces margitis, 2679 nucleotides long. RefSeq names its product MCM DNA helicase complex subunit (gene MCM2). Lineage: Eukaryota; Fungi; Ascomycota; Pichiomycetes; Serinales; Debaryomycetaceae. The record is from RefSeq and is a predicted model, not a curated record. Gene Ontology annotation, molecular function: 3'-5' DNA helicase activity; single-stranded DNA binding; single-stranded DNA helicase activity. Bases 1 to 2679 code for a protein of 892 amino acids. Gene Ontology annotation, biological process: mitotic DNA replication initiation; double-strand break repair via break-induced replication. Gene Ontology annotation, cellular component: MCM complex; nucleus. The transcript has a single exon.